CACUUCGACACCAAGAAUAUUAAAAAAGAGCAUCCCCGAGAUACAUACUUUAAACUUACUCGAAUCGCUUGCUUUGAGAGAGGCACACUGUCACACUUCACACAGUUGGCGAGAGUGAUUUGUUUUUAUUAUUGUAUUAGACUCCAGCUGAAUAGUAUUUGUUUUUAAAGUAAUUGCAUUUUAUAACAUUUAAUUUAAACGAUUUUUUUUCUGUAAAAUAAACAAAUAUGCCGCGUGUGAAAGCAAGUGAUGGCACAAAACAAAAAUACAAAAUUAUUGCUUCUGUUAGAGCACAUAAAUCAUUAUACGAUCCAAUACAUUUGUCGUAUGAAAAUUUAAAAUCAAGAGACAGAAUUUGGUCUCAGGUGGCUGAAGAGUGUGGAAUUAAAAAUGGUGCAUUAGCGAGAGCUACUUGGCAAAAAUUAUACGACACUUACGUCGCUUAUCGAAAAAAUCCUAAACACAAUCUUAGAAGAACGCAUACAUGGUUUUUAAGAAAAAUGAAUUUUCUCGAUCCGUAUCUAAAUAUCCGAAAGGAUGAUGAAAAAUCUCACAAUAAUACCGAAAACGGUAUUAAACCCACUACCAUUGAAGCAGGUAUAAUUCAAAAUUUAGAUGAAAUUAAUACUGCGAGUUUAAAUGACACAACAUCAACUAGAGAAUUUUCUACAAUACAAUAUUGGAGUGAUAGCCAAGACAAUUUACCACAGAAUGUUACAGAACUUGAAACAAAUGGAACUUUGCCAACAAAAAUCGAAACUGAUGUCGAAACUAACACCGGAUCGGAUGUAGAAAGCUAUGAAGAUAUUAUUUUACCUGAAGCAAUUGACCCUAAGAACGAAAAAGUUGAUAGUAAUACGAAUAGUUUAAAAAUGUUUUUCGAUGCCAUGUAUGCGUCUACAAGUCAAUUGCCACAAGCUUUGCAGCGGACUGUAAAGAUGAAACUUUUUUCAGCUAUACUCGAGGCAGAAGAAGAAGCUGAGAAUCAAAAGAAGAAUGCACUUGCAGCGAAUUGCAUUCAAAUACUAGAAUAAUAGAUGUUAAAAUAAAUUAAAUUAUAAUUGUUAAAAUUUUUAUAAUAAAAAGAAAAAAAAAACUUAAUUUGUAUUGCAUUUAUGGAGUCCAAAUUUAGGUACUGCUACAAUAGUUAUUGGUUUUAUAAAA
Episyrphus balteatus (marmalade hoverfly) is the source of this 1164-nucleotide messenger RNA. RefSeq lists its product as uncharacterized. Lineage: Eukaryota; Metazoa; Arthropoda; Insecta; Diptera; Syrphidae. Gene Ontology annotation, cellular component: transcription regulator complex; nucleus. The transcript is spliced from 2 exons. Bases 228 to 1034 code for a protein of 268 amino acids. The record is from RefSeq and is a predicted model, not a curated record. Gene Ontology annotation, biological process: regulation of transcription by RNA polymerase II.